Molecule: messenger RNA, 3050 nt
Organism: Pocillopora meandrina
Lineage: Eukaryota; Metazoa; Cnidaria; Anthozoa; Scleractinia; Pocilloporidae
Source: the annotation of a GenBank genome assembly
AGGAAGCUUUGCAGAGUCAUGAUUACGCGCCGUCCACGUGCUUUUAAUAGUAGCAAAAGUGAAACGCCACUUCUUGCACCAAGCAGGAUCGCGACAACAUUUUCUUGAAGAAAUUAUUUGCUUAUCAGAACCUGUAAAUUCAGUUCCAUACAUAGCGGCAUGAGCAAGCCAUUAGCGAGUUAUUCACGUGAAACCCGUUUGAAAUGUCGACACGGUUUCUACCUUAAAGUGACAGAGAGUGGAGUUGAGGGAAGCCGGGACAGUGACGAUCGUUACAGUAAGUAGAAAUUUCUUUUGUGAUUCUUUACACGGCUUAAAUUACCAAUUUGUUCAAAUCAAUAGCAGGGUACUUAAAUCGAUUAACAUGGGAUCCCUCCCGUGCGAAAGCAAACUAGGUUACGAGAGCUCAAUGAACUAUCCAAGGGGAGUGGAAUAUCUCCUUGAAAGGGAAAGAAAAUGAAUCAGACACAGUAAAUCAAUGACAAAGUUAAUAUGUUACUUUGUUUUCCUUGCGUGAAUUUGGAACAAAAGUUAUGAAACAGGAUACGAGCUCACUUUUUCUUUUGCGAUAUCCAUAUAUGUAUAAAUGUAUUUCGCGCCGGCGUUGUUUACAAAAAUCAUCGAUUAAUGCUGUAUUAGUUAAUACUACUGAAAGAUGUUUAGCAUUUCGAAAGUCCCAACGGAAAACAAAAUGCCCGUUUGAGGCCAUCAGAACUGAGACCAUAGUUUGAAUUUUUAACCGAGAAGGAUGUGCAUUUACCUCAUUCGUUGUCAGUGAUGGACAAUUUUAAACAAACUAGACUUUUUUUUAAUCUCCUUUUUUGAACUGCUUCCUUGAACUUUAUUUCUUACGCAUUUUUCAGUUUCAAUAAAAGUUUCGUCGGAGACAAAAGCCAAAUGCCAGAGGAAGACAAUUACUUACUCGUUCUAUCUUUUUCGAAUGAAUUUACAUCUUGAAACUAAAAGGCAGGAACUUGCCAAAUUGUGAGAAAUUUCCAUCGUUCAGUCAUUUUUAGACAAGAAAAAGAAAAUCUCGUUUUCUACGUACAUUUCAUGGAAGCUGUUCAUUAUUCACGUUCUUAUUUUGUCACAUAUUUCCGUCAUUUUCUAAGCCCAUAAGUUCAAACUGAAAUCGGUUUUAGCCCAUACCAACAAUCCCUCGGUAGAUUCUUGUGAUCGCAAACAUUCCUGGGGUCGGUGGUGAAGAUAAGGUGCGGUAGGCAUAUCCUGAAAGUCGCACGUCACAGGUUGAAAAUGUAAUGAAAACAGGGAUACCGCUGGUUUUAUAAUACCAAGUGAUCUAAAUACUCAUCAAAAGCUCUUAAACCAAGUAGUUCGCCCCGCUUCAUGGACUCGUCGAUCGAUGCACUAAGAACAAUGAAAUGUCUUGAAAGCCAUUUUCACUACCACUCAAAAGAUGUUUCCAUUCAUACCAGGUUUACUCCGCUUUUUCCUCAGUAAUACCCUCUCAAAGUUUUUUAAAUGCAAAAUACAAGCUGUAAAUCGCCGGAAAAUACUGGCCAAAGAUUCACUGAAAGCUUAGUGUGCUUUCAUUUUGGUACCCAGAGGAAUUAGGAAACGAACUUUAGCCGGAUAAUCCAGAUAUUUCUUGACAAAUUCAAUCACUGAGGCGAAAACGCUGGCCAAUGUAAUCUUUCCUGGUCUUGCCCUGGACAAGAAAAUGCCCUCGACAUUCGUUAGAUGCCAGACAUGAUGCGGAUUGUACCAUUGCUGUAAACUGUGACAUAUAACCAUCACGGUAAGCUUAGUUUUCCUUUCAGUGCCAGCGGUUUCUAACUGAAGUUUCAUUAUAUUGGCCGGCCAACUGUGAGUGUUAGAAGAAAGAAGGCGGAAUGGGGGGGGGGAGUGUUCCAGGUUCCUUUAAAUCAUAAAUCAUAAAUCAUAAACCUUCGUCAAACCCGAAAUAAAUCGCGGAAUGACGUGGAAACUCGUGGAUAAGACAACAAACUUUCGUUUAAAAAGCCAGUCGUUAUCCUGAGAAAUAAUUAAAGGAUUAAAUGGUCACAAGUAUCUUUUAUUUUUUUUACUAUCUUGUAGCUACUCUCACUAUGGAAUCGGUUAAGACGGCUGAAGUGAUGCUGAGAGGAAACGUAUCAGGAAAUUACAUCGCGAUGAACACCAAGGGAGAGUUGUACAGUACAGUAAGUCAGAGGGAUGAUUGUUUAAAAUUUAAUGUUCCACGAUAUCCAAGUUCUUACACUAAACGGACACCUAACCGAGGGCACUUCUCCUUCUUCCAGACAAUCAGGCCCCAGCCAUUGUGAGGAACAGUAACAAUUCGGUCAAUUUGUACUUUCACAUCUCAAAAGUAUGCAAGUUUUCUUGUAAAAGUGGCAACAGAGUCUUUGAUCCUAAUAAAGGGAGAAACCAUAGGGCAUAAGUGAGACCCCUCGAGUCCAGCCAAAAAAAUACAGUAAAAAAGUUGCGAUCUCUCGCCAUUCAAAGGGACUAAGUCAUAGACAGACGACAAAGAGAUAGGAGAAUGUAAAUCUUACCCAACUAUAGAUUAACAACAACUCUUGAUCGCUCGGUAUUUUCUCCUAUUUGUAUUCGAUCUUGUUUCAUCGUUACUAACUCAUCAUCUUCUCUCGCCUCUCAUCAUCUUCUCUCGAUCUCUCGCCAUUCAAAGGGACUACGUCCUAGACAGACGAUAUAAAGAGAUAGGAGACUGUAAAUCUUAUCCAACUAUAGAUUAACAACAACUCUUGAUCGCUCGGUAUUUUCUCCUAUUUGUAUUCGAUCUUGUUUCAUCGUUUCUAACUCAUCAUCAUCUUUAUUUUCAACAGAAUAGUCCAACUCACCCGGAGUGCGUCUUCAAAGAGAUUUUUGGAACGAAGUACAAUUCUUACCAAUCCACAUUGAAUCCUGCCUGGUACCUUGCUCUGACAAAACAAGGCGAGGCGAAGUAUGGGCCCAAAACUAAACCCGGACAGAGGGCUGUUGGCUUUAUAGCUGAAUGACUAAUGAACCGAAUACCAAAAGAGUUUAUUAGUAAUUUGUAAUAGACCCAAUUAAAAGAUGUAUAAAAU